Molecule: messenger RNA, 1106 nt
Organism: Sitophilus oryzae (rice weevil)
Lineage: Eukaryota; Metazoa; Arthropoda; Insecta; Coleoptera; Curculionidae
Product: nucleoside-triphosphatase THEP1
Exons: 5
Coding region: 353-895 (180 amino acids)
Molecular function (GO): ribonucleoside triphosphate phosphatase activity
Source: RefSeq, a predicted model, not a curated record
UGAAAAUGUUUUAAUUUGUUCAUAAAAAAUAAUAUAUUAGAAUAAAUGGGUUCUAUUCAAUUAGAUAUAAUUGUGCAACUUAACAGUUUAUUUGUAGCUAUAAUAUAAAUAUAUAUCUAGCAAAUUAAUGUGGACGUAAAAACUAUUUUUGUAAAUAAUUUUGUUCAAGCAACAUUGUUAUAGUAUUUUCCCUUUAAAGAGUUAUUAAUAAAUCCUGGUUAAUCAGAGAAAACUGCUGGUUUUGGAAUUUAUAUAGAAUUUUGUAAUAGAGAAACUGAGAAGUUCAAUUUCACACGGUUCCUAAGAAUUAUCCUAAGAAUAUAACUGAUAUAAGCAUCUAUUUUACCAAACAAUGAAAAACAUAUUGAUCACAGGAUGGCCAGGUAUCGGUAAAACUACAACAAUCAAAAAAAUAACUGAUAAUUUACGAGGUAGAAAUGUAACGUUUGAUGGAUUUUAUACAGAUGAAAUAAGAAAUGAAGCCAACGAACGUAUCGGAUUCUCUGUUCAUAUGUUGAAUUCCGGCCAAACAGGCAUCUUGGCAAAGAAAGUCGACAAUUCUUAUGGCAUCGGCACUCAUAUGGUUGGAAAGUACAUGGUAUGUGUACAAGACUUUGAAGAAAUGGUCAUGCCAAUGCUUACCAACUUUAAUAAAGAUAUUCUUAUAAUCGAUGAAAUUGGUAAAAUGGAAUUACUCAGUAAACGGUUUGAAGAAGCUAUCUUCCAGUCCUUUAAGGAUAGGAAAUACCCCAUCAUUGCUACUGUUACUCAAAGACCUUCUAGUAUUUUAAAUCGCUGGAAGAAUGAUGACAAUCAUUAUUUAUUCACUGUUAAUCAACAUAACAGAAACACUAUAUAUGAGGAUAUAUUGAAUCAUAUUGAUUUGCAUCAUUAAGUACCUUCACAGCCUCUUCAGUACCAGCCGGUCAACUUAUUUUUUUUAAUUAUUAUUAUUUUCGCUCCUACCUAGAUAUUUGCCUGUGAGAUCACGUGUCAGAUAACAAGUGAGAUUAUGAGCUCUAAAAAAAAUAAUUUUUUGCUAAAAUUUUGAGAACCACUGGAUCUUUUCUGGAUUUUCUUUUUUGUGAAUUUAAUCUAAUACCUAU